AUGACCAUUACCAACGAUGUAGUUCUUCCGGAAGACUCUGAGCUAACUGUGCAAGAAGUCGAUUUAUCAACAUCAACUUUGCGAGCUGGUUCUUUUCACCUAGGAAAAUACUGUGAACAAGUUAAUAAUGAGUUUAUGCUCUGCCGUUUCGAGGAAAAAGAUCCUCGUAAGUGCCUCAAUGAAGGAAAAGCUGUAACCGCUUGUACACUGGAGUUCUUUAGAAAGGUGAAGAAGACUUGUUUAGCUGAGUUCAACCAAUACGCUCACUGUAUUGACAAGAGUUCGGGUGAUAUGGGACUUAAACACUGCCGUAAAACACAAGGUGUCUUUGAUCAAUGUAUGUUGGAAAAAUUGAACUUGGAGAGGCCAUCCUUUGGAUACUUUACUGAAGCUAGGGUACAUGCUACUACAAGACCAAAACCACCAGUGGAAGAGAAGGCAGUAUACCCUGAUGCUACACCGGCGCUUCCCGAAGAUGCUGAAAAGAAACCACCCCGAUAUGGCAGUCGCUUCUACUGGAUGACAGAAUAA
This is a messenger RNA of Leptosia nina, 531 nucleotides long. Lineage: Eukaryota; Metazoa; Arthropoda; Insecta; Lepidoptera; Pieridae. The record is from the annotation of a GenBank genome assembly.